This is a messenger RNA of Uncinocarpus reesii 1704, 1626 nucleotides long. RefSeq lists its product as uncharacterized. Gene Ontology annotation, molecular function: acyltransferase activity, transferring groups other than amino-acyl groups. Gene Ontology annotation, biological process: polysaccharide biosynthetic process. The record is from RefSeq and is a predicted model, not a curated record. The coding region runs from base 1 to 1626 and encodes 541 amino acids. NCBI's taxonomy places the organism in Eukaryota, Fungi, Ascomycota, Eurotiomycetes, Onygenales, Onygenaceae. The transcript is spliced from 2 exons. Gene Ontology annotation, cellular component: membrane.
AUGCAUGGGUCAAAGGCCAAUUCUUGGGAUGAACAUUGGCUGCAUGCCGUUCCCGCUGCGCCAAACCCCAGAGCAAAUGCGCCUUCAGAGCCAACAGAAAUCAGGGGGCGAGCCACUUCAAGGGAGAAAAGUGGCCCCCAUGCUCGAAAGCUGGCUCGAUUCGCUGGGCCAAACGAGACUGGACAUUUUAUUGCUGAGCAGCAGGCCCAUUAUGUCUGGCGGACUUCUGUCCCCUCCGUCACUCGCUUCGGAUCACGGCCAUGGGUCCAUCCUGAGUCGUCAGAAAGUGGCCGCGUUCAUCUACGCGGUCCUACCGACGGCCUUUCGCGAUGCGCCGAAGAAACUCGACCGCUUGCGAGGACGGCAUAUCUCGACGGUAUCCGCGGGUUGGCAGCCCUCGGGGUUGUCGUGCUGCACAUGGUCCUGGGAUUCUUCCCCAAUUCGUCGUACGCCUACAAUGGAACUCCCGGUCGAGAUUCCAUCUUCCAGAUGCCCUUCGUCCGACUGCUAUACACCGGGCAGCCCACGAUCUUUUUCCUCAUUUCAGGCUACGUUCUCUCGAUAGGCCCGAUCAAAAAGUCCCGGAAUCAGGCCUGGGGCCCGUUGCACCAGGACCUCAGCUCGAAGAUCUUCCGCCGCAUAUUCCGAUUGUAUAUACCUUCGAUUAUCGCUACCUUUUUCCCGAUGUUCAUGGUUAGUUUUGGGCUGUUCCCCGGCGUCGUGAAGUUCAAUGACGAGAUGCCGCAUCAUGAAUUCAAUAUGGCCCCGCGAGAGGCCACCUUUUUUAGACAAUUCUGGCUUUGGUGCAAAACAAUCCCGCCGCUCUUCUGGCCCUUUGACUGGGAGAACUUUUCCCAAAACUCCCCGUAUGCUUACCAGCUGUGGACAAUCGCCGUCGAGUACCGGUGUUCGAUGAUCCUUUUCCUCUUGCUUAUCGGAUUGUCUCGAUGCCAAAGCAAGACCCGCCUCACCAUCAACAGCCUCUUCGCCCUUUAUUUCCUCGCUCUCGAUAAGUGGGACGUCUUCCUGUUCGUUGCAGGAGCUAUCAUCGCCGAGGUGGAUAUAAUCAGGGAAGAGGCUGCGGAGAGCCAAUUGCCCAAAUCAGAAACGGGGGAAUCAAAGCCCGUGGCUUCACGCCAAAAGUCCCCCAAGUGGCUGCUAGUGGCUGGUGUCAUUCUUGGUCUGUGGAUUCUGAGCGUGCCAGCUGCAGAUAUCUGGAAGUCGUGGACCUUUACCAUUCUCGAGACAUGGGCGCCGAAAAACUACAAGGGAAUCUUCCGCUUCUGGGAUGCCGUCGGCACGGUCAUUCUCAUCUGGUCGAUCACCGGCUUGCCUUCCAUCCAGAGAUUCUUCACACGCCGCAUCUUCCUGUACCUGGGCAACAUCUCGUUCUCGCUGUACCUGACGCACACGAUUGCGCUGAAAUUUCUACUUUACCCAAUCAUGCCGUGGUUGUAUACCAUUUUCGGCUACCAAACCGACUUCCAGUACGGACUCUCUUUUGGCAUUGGCGGCACUUUGACUGUUCUGCUGUCGUUCUGGCUGGCGGACGUCUUCCAGCGUCACGUCGAAGAACCUUCUGCGCGAUUCACGUCGUGGAUAGACACGAAAUGCUCAAAGGGGUGA